AUGACGCGUGGUGUUCUAAUUGCCAUUGAAGGGCUGGAUCGUACUGGUAAGACUACGCAAACGUCACGUCUACUAGAAAGACUUGACAAGAGCGGCGUGGAUGCAACGCUGAUCAAAUUUCCCGAACGGACGACCCCAAUUGGGAGAAUAAUCAAUACAUAUCUCACAGAUAAAGCGUUUGAGCUCAGCGACCAGUCUGCGCAUCUCUUGUUUAGCGCAAAUAGGUGGGAGCUCGCCGAGAAAAUCAGAAAUCUGCUGGAAGACGGAAAAACAGUGGUUUUGGAUAGAUACGUCUACUCGGGAGUGGCAUAUUCUUCAGCGAAAGGACUGCCGUUCGAUUGGUGUUUAAGUCCAGACUUAGGGCUUCCGAAACCAGAUAUCGUGCUUUUUAUGAAAUUCAAGCAUGAAGACAACGUCACUAGAGAAGGUUUCGGGGAGGAACGUUACGAAGUUGCAGAGUUUCAGCAAAGAGUGAAGACCCAGUUUGAGAAAUUCCAGAACGAGGAUAAUUGGAAGACGAUUUACGUGGACAACAAAAGCAUAGAAGAAGUGGGGGAGCUUAUAUGGGCCGAAUACGAGGUGGUAGCCAGAAGAGAGCGCGAAGCAUUGCAAAAGUUCACUAAGCUCGAAUAA
Messenger RNA from Ogataea parapolymorpha DL-1, 633 nucleotides. Its product is annotated as Thymidylate kinase. Gene Ontology annotation, biological process: dTDP biosynthetic process; dTTP biosynthetic process; dUDP biosynthetic process. Gene Ontology annotation, molecular function: ATP binding; dTMP kinase activity. The coding region runs from base 1 to 633 and encodes 210 amino acids. Gene Ontology annotation, cellular component: nucleus; cytoplasm; cytosol. The record is from RefSeq and is a predicted model, not a curated record. The transcript has a single exon. Lineage: Eukaryota; Fungi; Ascomycota; Pichiomycetes; Pichiales; Pichiaceae.